Messenger RNA from Dentiscutata erythropus, 296 nucleotides. The record is from the annotation of a GenBank genome assembly. Lineage: Eukaryota; Fungi; Glomeromycota; Glomeromycetes; Diversisporales; Gigasporaceae.
AUUUUGAAGUAGUUAUUGGUGAAAAAGUUUACAAAUUAAAAAAAGGAACUUAUAUAAUAUCAAAUAUUUAUGUGGUUUAUCAUGAAAAAGAUUCUUUGUUAAAAUUCGAUCCUUCUAGAAUUUUAAAUAAGAAUAAUAAUUUAUGUUUCAUACCUUUUGGUAAUGGUGGGCGUAGCUGUCCAGAGAAAUUAAUUGGUUUAUCUAUAGUGAAAAUUUUUAUGGCUAAUUUUUUGAUUAAUAAUUUAGAAUACGAGAUUUUAACAAAAGAUAAAGAAAAACCAAAUUUUGGAUUAUGA